Molecule: messenger RNA, 1889 nt
Organism: Zingiber officinale
Lineage: Eukaryota; Viridiplantae; Streptophyta; Magnoliopsida; Zingiberales; Zingiberaceae
Product: non-specific phospholipase C1-like
Exons: 3
Coding region: 118-1728 (536 amino acids)
Biological process (GO): phospholipid catabolic process
Molecular function (GO): hydrolase activity, acting on ester bonds
Source: RefSeq, a predicted model, not a curated record
UGUCAAACUCCACCUUCCCACCUCUUUAACUAAAACCCCGUACCCACCAACAUCGCCCCUUUCAGGCCAGACCAGGAGGAGGAGCAUCGCCGUCCUCCUCCUCUGUCCGGCAUCGACAUGGAUCCGGAGGAUCGACGCAUUGGGCGGCGUCGCCGCCUCAUCGCCGCUUUCUUCUUGCUCUCCCUGGUGGCCUCCGCCCAUUGUCUGGACGCCGGACGAACGAUCAAGAAGAAGAAGAAGAAGCACGAGAUCAAGGGACCAAUCAAAACCCUAGUGAUCCUCGUGAUGGAGAGCCGGUCGUUCGAUCACAUGCUCGGCUGGAUCCGUGCCAAGGGCGGCCGCGAGUCCAAUCGCCUCAACGCCUCCGAGGUCUUCGAAGCCUCCCACGUUGACUCCCAUCCUGGACACUCCUUCCAGGCCAUCGGCGAGCAGAUGUUCGGCUCCGAGGACACUUCCUCUGUGCCCGCCCCCAUGGUCGGAUUCGCCCAGCAAGCCCAGAGCAUGGACGAUGGCAUGGCCUCCACCCUCAUGCGCGGGUUUACCCCCGAGGACGUCCCCGUCUACGCCGCCCUCUCCGAGGAGUUCGCGGUGUUCGACCGGUGGUUUGCCUCCGUGCCGGCCUCCUCCCAGCCCAACCGCUUCUUCGUCCACUCUGCCACCUCGCACGGCGCCUUCAGUAACGUCCGCCGCGACCUCGUCCAGGGAUUCCCUCAGAAGACCAUCUUCGAUUCCCUCGACGAUGAGGGCCUCAGCUUCGGCGUCUACUACCAGAGCAUCCCAUCUGUGUUCUUCUUCAAGAGCCUGCGAAAGCUCAAGCAUCUCGUCAAGUUUCACAGAUUCAAGCUCGCCUUCAAGCAGCACGCGAUGUUCGGCCGGCUGCCCAACUACGUCGUUAUCGAGCAGCACUAUUUCGAUACCAAGAUGUCACCAGCCAUUGACGACCACCCUUCCCAUGACGUAGUCAGAGGGCAACGGCUCGUGAAAGAGGUCUAUGAGGCUCUCCGGGCGAGCCCGCAGUGGAAUGAGACGGCCCUGCUCAUCACCUACGAUAAGCAUGGCGGAUUCUACGACCAUGUGUCUACCCCUGCCACGGGAGUGCCUAACCCGGACGGCAUCAUUGGCCCUGACCCGUUCUACUUUAAAUUUGGCAGGUUGGGAAUCAGAGUUCCUACCAUCCUCGUCUCACCGUGGAUCAACAAACGAACAGCAAUCCAUGAACCUAAAGGACCAAAGCAAGAUUCACAGUUUGAGCAUUCUUCUGUUCCAGCCACGGUAAAGAAAUUAUUCAAUCUGAAAUCAAAUUAUCUUACAAAGAGAGAUGCUUGGGCUGGGUCAUUCGAGAGCUAUUUCUACCUGAGGAAGACACCCCGAACGGACUGUCCAGCUAAUGUUUAUCUCUCAAAUUCAGAAACACUCCCUAAGGUGAAGCCCUUGCGACCAUCGGGACGGAUCGAAGACAAAGUCCUCUCGAAAUUCCAGCUUGAGCUAAUCCAACUCGCAUCUCAGCUCAACGGAGACCAUGCCCUCAACACUUACCCAGACAUCGGCAAAGGCAUGACCAUGGCCCAGGCAAACCAGUACACCGGCGAUGCAGUCGCAAGGUUCCUAGAAGCCGGAUGGGCGGCUCUAAGGGCUGGAGCUAAUGAUUCAGCCGUCGUCACAAUGCGGCCGGCAUUAACCAGCCGGACUUGUAGGUACUAUUCCAGUUCUUCAGCACAAAGUUGCUGAUUUUAUAACAAAAUAGAUACACCAACACAGUAGGCAGGAUAUAGUUGUGUGUCAUAAUAAAUAGUAAUUUUUGCAUCAUGUGAAUUCAGUUAAUCUCAUCAAGACAGAUGAUCUUUGUAAUCAUUAAGUUUGAAAAUAAAAAAAUAAAUCUUUUUCUAUCA